UCACGAUUUAAAAAGUAGGCGUUGCAAAGUCAUGUCAAAAUAGUUAUUCUAGAAACUUUUGGGACAGAAUCAAGUUCAAAUUCCCGCUACCAUUCCAAAUUCCAAUUUUUCAAAUUAAAUUUAUCCAAAUCCAAAACUUUGUAUCUGGUUUCGUUGAAAAUUUAUCUAGAAAAAAUGGCCCCCAACCGGAUCUUCAUGGUGGAACUGAUAGUGGAAGACUUGCAGAUGUUCUCAGCCGAACAGCUGGGCGGUUCGUCAUCGCCACCUCCUGAAGAGGUUCAGCCGCAACCAACGGAUGAGGAAGCCGGAGAAUCCGAAUCGUCCCCAACCUGUCCGGAGCGAUGCAUUCGCUUUCAGUUGUCCAAUCUGGCUCGCUGCGAAGUUUGCGAGAAGGACUUCGGGUCCCAGCUGGACGAGAGUUCGGCCAAAUUGGGCGAAAACUGCAUGUUCACGCUGAAUGUCGACGGGUUGAAGGAGAACGAGCUGAGCUUUGAGAUUUCCGCAUUGGAGAAGCGUAAAGAUGGAGGCAAAAAGGUUUUGGGGAAGUGGGUGGAGCCCGCGAAUGAACUUUUGGACAAUCUGGCGAAGAACUUUGACAACGUCAACGGCAGGCGAGGAUCGGAGAUAUCGAUCGGGACGGCCUUGUCGGACGACUCGGUGUCGAAGAAGAACUACCCCGUUUCGGAGACCAUCCGGUCGCUGUAUCCUCUGAGGGACGAACAGGAGGUCGUCCGGGGGUGUGUCAUAGUGACCGUCCGGAUCUCAUGUCUGGGAACCCGGAUUAAUCAGAAGGUUAAGCUCGGUGCCAAGGAUGAUCAACCGGGAGUAACGUGUUUCAAGAUGACCGAUCAGGAAGGCGAAGAACAGUUCAUGAAGUGCGUAGCGUUCGACGAGGUGGCCCAUCCUCAUCCGGUGAUGUGCGAGGAAUGCGAGAAACCGCCAAGCAUGAUCUCACUUCCUCCGACGCCACCUGGAUCGGUGUGUAGCAAGGAGGAAGUGUGCGCGCCGUACGAUGAGUACACCGCUGAAAUGAAUGGGAAUGCAAUUUCCAUUCGGGUGGAGAAGGACUCAGAGAUCAAGGUCAUGCUGGAUGAUGAACAGGAUAACAGCUGUACCAAAGGAUGUUGGACUUCCCUUAAACUGCCGGAAGGCAUCUACGCCUUGGAAGAACGGUACGUCCAACGGGAAGAGAACGCCUGCCGGCUCCCGGUCAUCCGAGGUAACCUCAAGUACCCUGCCCGCCAGUGGUCGGCCGACUUCAUGAUGUGCAAACAAAAGCGUCCGAUCUGCGCAGAAGACUACCGCAAGCGGCCAGAUGCGACUCGAUCGAUUUGUAUGCAAACUCGAGACCCGGAGGAGCCUCACUCGGUGCAUCCUUGCGGGAUCGAAAUUUGCAAGAAAGGUUGGCACGAUCCGAACGUGGACGUUUUCGUACUGAAGUUGGGUAAGAACAAGACUACCAGAUCCCAGAAUGGCGGUAAUCAGAUUGAGCUGGAACUGAGGACCCCGAAAGGACCCAUGCGGGAAAAGCGACCGAAGGAAACCCGAGGCGUUCAGGUGAUCGAGUCCGAGUUUGAAGAUUUCAAGCCUCCGCAGGCGGAAGAUUCGAAGAAGCCGAAAAAGAAGGCCUCUGGUAAGAAGGGCGCCAAAAAGAAGUAACCGUGAAGAAGAAAGCUCCACUGAUUGUGUUCCACUGACUUCGACUCGCAGCUCAUUAAAGGUUAUUAGAAAAACAGUGCAUCUGAUAGGAACA
Molecule: messenger RNA, 1753 nt
Organism: Aedes albopictus (Asian tiger mosquito)
Lineage: Eukaryota; Metazoa; Arthropoda; Insecta; Diptera; Culicidae
Exons: 2
Coding region: 175-1659 (494 amino acids)
Source: RefSeq, a predicted model, not a curated record